AUGGAGCGGGAGCUACCCCUGGCGGCAGGUCGGGGAGCUGCGCUCUGUCUUGCUUCUUUCCCAGGCUCCAUCCCUGGCGGGCGGAGGGGGGUGGAGGUUGCUGUCUGUCUUGCGAUGAGCUCAGAGCAGCUGAGGGGGGAGGGGGGAGAGAAGGGGGGGAGGGACCCGCCUAUAAAAGCGCACAGCGGCCACUGCGCCACGGAUCGACCGGGCGAGGAGGACAAGCCGAGAGCGACUCGAGAGGUGAUGCAGCUGCGGCGCUUUUGCAGGAAAAGUGGAGGCGGCGCGCAAAGUCGGCUGGAUUUUGCGCCCUUCGCCUCCAAACAGCGGCUGCGGAUAUCUGCGCAGGCCGGGCAGGGUUUGCAAAGGGCUGGGAAGCGCGCGCGCGAGGGGAGGCGAGGAUGGUUAAUAUUUGCAAAGGCAGAACCCCCCGUUUCCUUUCCGGAGCAGCGCAUCCACACGUGCGCGGAGCCGGAGAGGCGAGCUCUGCAGUGCGCACCUGCUUCGGAGUAGGUCAAGUGGGGCGGGGAGGGGUGGUCGACUCAAGAAACGACCACCGCACAUCUGCUGUGUAGGUGGAUGCGGGGAAAGCCCUAGUCUGACCUGCGCGGGUACACGCGUCACGUGUGAACGCUUUCCGUCAAGGACGCGGUUAGAAAACGGCCUUUUUGGGGAUGGUGGGAAAGGAGCGGGUCUUUGCGGGAGAACUCGGGCUGGGACGUCUUGCGUUGCUGGAGGGGUGUGUGUCUGUCUGUGUACGCGCACGCGCGUGGGUUGGUCUGUGCGCGCGUGCUCGGCGUGGGGUGUGGGGGAGAGGAUGGGCUGGGUCCGCCCCCGAGACAUUGAUGGGAACGAGGGCAGGCUGUGUCGCCUAGUGGUUGGGAACCUGGCUCCUGAACGCAGUCUCCAGGGGGUACGCUGGAGGGAAGUGCUGUAUAGUGGUGAGAACCCAGGCCUUGUGCUCCCCCCCUUCAAUUAAGAGUCUUUCACUUCCUUAUACUGAAUGGAGUUGGGAGCUUCCUUAUCCAGAGUCAAACCGUUGUCCCACCUCUCCCUGCACUGACUGGCAGCAUCCCUCUGGGAAUUCAGACAAGGGAGCCUUCAGCUGCCCUCCCUGGAGAUGUGGGAGGCUGCGGGGUGGUGGUGGUGGCAUCGGUGCAGAUCCAGUGCCCUGAGCCCCGCCCUCGUUGCCAUGCAGAAUCCGUCCCUGGCCUUGAGGAUGGGCAAGGCUUUGUCACCGCAGCUGAGUUGGGUCAGAUUAAGCAGACCAGGAACACCGUGUUCCUUUCAUAGGCUGGGCACGGUGUCCCUGAUGCACUUUCUGGCUCCGUGGCUGCCUUUGGGAAACAAUGCUUUGCUGACCCCGGAAUGGCACUCGGGCAGAGAGUUGUUGACGCAUCAGCGGUGGGCUUUCGCCUGGCAAGGUUUCUAGACCUCAUGACCGUUCAAAACAUGCCUCUGAAUUCCUAUCUGGGGCUUUGGCAGAGGGAGGAAGUGUGCAGGUCUUGGCCAGUCUAGAUGCCGCCAUGGGGGAAACCGAGGAAGGGGAGGGUGGGGUGGAGUUUGAGGGGGCAGGCCCUGCACCACCCCAAAUUGCAAGAGGGAGGGCACCUCAAUCCCUUCCAGCUCCCUCUUUCCUCGCCCGAGUUGCAGCCUUCAUCCAGCUCAAAAAGGAUAUUGUAGAGGUGGGAGAAGUUUAGAAAACUGCACGCAAAAUUGAAGGGAUGGAACGACUCCAUGAAGAAAGGUUGCAGCCUUUGGGGCUUUUUAGUUCAGAGAAAAGACGAGCAGAAACAGAACUCUGGAGGAGGGAGGGAACCCCAAAGGUCAUCCAGCUCAACCCCCCGCAAUGCAGGAAUCGCAACUAAAGCAUCCUUGACAGAUGGCCACCCAACCUUUGCUUGAAAGCCUCCAACCUCAUGGAUGCUACAGUUGAGAUUCCUGCCUUGCAGGGGGUUGGUCUGGAUGACCUUUGAGGUCCCCUCCAACUCUAUGAUUCUGCGAUGGAGAGUGCGUCGCCUUCCAAGGGAGUCUGUAUCACUGUCGAACAGCUUUCAGCCAUAAGGAAGAGGAUAAAAAAUUAUGCCUGGCCUGGAGGUAGUGGAUAGAGGAUGACUCAUAACUCUCUCAUAACUCUAGAAUUUGUGAACGCGGGUGGCGCUGUGGGUUCAACCACAGAGCCUAGGACUUGCCGAUCAGAAGGUUGGCGGUUCGAAUCCCCGCGACAGGGUGUGCUCCCGUUCCUCGGUCCCUGCUCCUGCCAAUCUAGCAGUUCGAAAGCACCUCAAAGUGUAAGUAGAUGAAUAGGUACCGCUCUGGCGGGAAGGUAAACGGCGUUUCCAUGCGCUGCUCUGGUUCGCCAGAAGUGGCUUAGUCCUGCUGGCCACAUGACCCGGAAGCUGUACGCUGGCUCCCUCGACCAGUAAAGCGAGAUGAGCACCGCAACCCCAGAGUCGGCCACGACUGGACCUAAUGGUCAGGGGUCCCUUUACCUUUACCUUUAAUGAAGCUGAAGGUUAGAAGAUUCAGGACAGAUUCACUCAGUGCAGAAACUAUGGAACUCCCUGCCACAUGCAGCUUGGAUGGUUUGAAAAAAGGGUGACCUGAUCCAGCAGGCUCUCCUUCGGUUCUUUUUUUAAUGAAAUCAUUUUUAUUUGAUUUUACAAACAUAAAAUUAUAGUGUUUUGCAAGUGAGAUUAAAACCCUGCUGUUUUCAUCUUCUUGCAACCGUCUCUCAAACAGAUUAUAAAUUUCCUCCAUUCUUUUUAAAAGUUUUCAUCCUCUUGAUUCCUUCGCUUUCUGGUCAACUUUGCCAUCUCUGCACAGUCCAUCAGCUCAGCUUGGCAUUCCUCCCUCAUAGGGAACUCUUUCUUCUUUCCAUCCCUGGGCUAGUAGCGUCCGUGCGGCUGUUGUCGCGUACAUAAAAAGUCUUUUCUGGUCUCCUUUGGAACAUCUGUACCCAUAAUUCCUAAUAGAAAAGCUUCUGUUUUUUUUUUUAAACAAAAGUUAUUUUAAACAUUUUUUUUCAUUUCAUUAUAUAUCAUCUCCCAGAAAGGGCACUUCUUAGGUUCUAGUGAGCUCUAAAAUGGGCCUUUUGCAGCCGAAUAGCAACCCACCAGCCGUGUCGUUUCAUUUUUCUGCAAUUGCAGUUCUUUGUGGCAGCGUUUGAUACUUCUCUUCCUUCUCUCCCUCUCUCCCCCUCUUGUGCCUGGAAAAUUGUUGCAGAUUUUUAGGCGUUUGGGGCAGCUUGUUCCUUAAGUGCAAGACCCGGGGCAGGAUCCGUUUGAUCUCUCACGAUGGGCUUUGUUCCUGCUCUGAAAUGCGAUUGCACCGGAUAGCUGUGCUCUGGUGCUCAAAGAGCAGCAGGGAAGAGUGUCAAACGCGAGGGCUCUAGAGGGAUGACAAUAGUGAUCAUAUCUCUCUUGCACACCCCCGUGAUUUGGUGCCCCAUUCAUUUUGACACUGGGUCUUGCCUUGAAAGGCUUUCGGCCCUUGGCUGUUCUCCCAAGUUUGCAGGCAGCGUAUUCUUCUGCGUUAAUGAGAGCUAGAAACUUGCUUGGGUUUUUUUAACCCAAAUCUCAAAAGAUUCCUGGAAGAGUAUUCAUAAAAGCUGGCCAAAUUUGCUCCUCUCCCCCCUGCGAAAGAGCCGGUCAUGUCUGCAAACAGGGAACGCUUGCUGUAUUCAGAGUGCCGCAGCAGAUGGCUUAUUGCUAUCAAAUAAUACAAAGAUUGUGCCUGUUAUUGGGGUGGAAGGACUUGCCCGCAUCGCAGAGCUGGCAUCAUGUAAGAGGCAUUUGACAGUGGAACAGAUUCCCUCGGAAGGUGGUGGAGGUUUUUAAGCGAAGGUUGGAUGGCUCUCUGUCAGGGAUGCUUUAGUUGAGAUUCCAGCCUUGCAGGGGGUUGGACUAGAUGUUAGAAACUAAAAUAUAUAAGCUAGGUUCCUUAAACCAAGGUUAUAGCCACCAAAGCGGAAUAUCUGGCUAUCAAUCGCUUGCAACCAAGUGAAGAUGCCCGGGAGCCAGGAUUGGUGCCCGACGUCUCCACCAUCUGGGGAUCAUUGAAUCUGGGCUGUUUUCACACACUAAUGCAAAGUCCUGUGGCAUUCUAGCAGUUUUAUUUGAUCCGCACAAUCAGAAUGAAUUUCAGGAACCAAAAUGCCUUUUCCGUGCAGCCCAAGCAGGAGCAGUGCAAAAGGCGGUACCUAAAUUUCGUCGCUCAUCUUCACUUGCCCCAACCCUCACAGUUGUGAAGAAUAUCCCUACGUUAUGAAUGGUCCGUGUCACCAUUAAGAAAAUGUAAUUGGGAUUGUCCCUGGGAAAAGUGACUUUUCUUCUUGUAAGUACUCGAAGUUCUUAACCUGGCUCAAGGUUGUCCUCUGAACUAGCCAGAUAUUUAACUGAGAAUCAAUCACAGUCAGUCCAUCAUUUGGAAAAUAAGACUUUAUUUGAGGUCCAGUGCCGAGGGCUUUCUGGUGGUUCCCUUGUUGCGAGAAGCCAAGUUACAGGGAACCAGGCAGAGGGCCUUCUCGGUGGUGGCUCCCUCCCUGUGGAACACCCUCCCACUUAGUGUUCUCCCACUAAGAGAACAACAACUACCAGACUUUUAGAGGACAUCUGAAGGCAGCCCUAUUUAGGGAAGCUUUUAAUGUUUGAUGCAUUACUGUAUUUUAAUAUUUUGUUGGAAGCCGCCCAGAGUGGCUGGGGAAGCCUAGCCAGAUGGGCGGGUUAUUAAUAAUAAUAAUAAUAAUAAUAUCUUUAUUGUCAUUGCCCCCUUUGGGGACAACGAAAUUACUUGACUGCUCCAUAAAAACACUAAUUAAUCAAUACAGUAUAACACAGCAAGGGAGAUUAGAUGACUUUCAAAGUCCGGGCUUCCCAUUCAGGGCCGAGAUCGCUCUGGAGAAGAAGCUGUUCUUAAGACGGCUCGUUCUUGUCUUCAUCGUCCUGUAUCUCCGUCCCGACGGCAAUUAUUAUUAUUAUUAUUAUUUGCCAGGGCCCACUAGAAAUCCACACAGGAGCAUGGGAAGAACAGUGCAGAGAGCAUUUCUUCCAUCACUGAGCAACUGUGGCCCGGCAGGGCUGAGCUACUGGCUUUUCUCAUUUGAGAUGCAAUCUGGUUGGAGAGAGGGCCAGCGAUGCGCAGCCAGUUUGUGGAAUGUGAUCCCGGCAGAUUUGUGUGGCUGGCUUCCGCGCGUGAAAUGCGGGCCGCUGCGAAACGCAGCCGACACCGUUCCGUGUUUUUCAUCCAGGCCCUGGAAUUGGAGAGGUGGUGUGGGCAGCCGUGUGUGUUUGAAGGGCAUGGAAGAUCAUUAUGGUCUGUUUGCACAGUGAAGGGCUCAGGGCUUGAAUCAAGAGGGUUCUCUCUUUUCUCUGUUUUUAUUUUUUGUUUGCAAGUGCAGGAACAAUUCCCUCCUCCUCCUCCUCCUCCUCCUCCUCCUCUUCCCUGUCUGGCGCCUUAUCUCUGGGAGGAAUUUACUUUGUCCCAGAGCUGUUUCCCUGCCUCUUUUGUUUUGCAGCCUGGGCAGAAGGGCAGCCGUCCAACUUUGCUGGCAUUCACAGCCCCCUUUCUCUGCCCUUCUCUCUCUUUUGCUCAUUUUGAUGCCUCGUUGGUCCCAGAGAAUAAAGACAAGAGACAAAGCAGGUGCUGAGAUCUCACUUGCUGGAUCAGUUUCCUUCCACUGCCAUUUUGCCUAAAAGGCACCAACAAAUUCCGAAUGAUGCUUUAAAAGAGGAUGAGACACAUUCAUAGAAGUACCGUAUUUUUUGCACUAUAAGACGCACUUUUCUUCUCCUAAAAAGUAAGGGGAAAUGUGUGUGCGUCUUAUGGAGUGAAUGCAGGUGGGAGGCUCUGCUCAGCGCUCCCUUUAAAGAAUAUUUUUUCCCUUGCAUUCCCCCUCUAAAAACUAGGUGCGUCUUAUGGUCAGGUGUGUCUUAUGGAUGCAGCUGAUCAGCAGCGCCUUUGGGGUAAGGUCAAAUUGCUGCAACCUUGCAACAUCUUGACCUCGCCCCCAAAGGUGCUGGUUUUGACCUUUAAAGCCCUAUGUGGCCUAGGACCCACGUUCCUACGGGACCACCUCUCCUGGUAUGCCCCGCGGAGGACCUUAAGGUCCACAAAUGACAAUAUUUUGGAGGUCCCAAGUCGCAAGGUGGUUAGACUGGUCUCCACUAGGGGCCAGGGCCUUUUCAGCUCUGGCCCUGACUUGGUGGAACGCUCUGUCCCAAGAGACCAGGGCCCUGCGGGACUUGACAUCUUUCCGCAGGGCCUGCAAGACAGAGCUGUUCUGCCUGGCCUUUGGUUUGGACUCAGUCUGACCCUUAUGUUGCCCUCCCCUUAUGGUUUUGAUUUAUGGGCUACUUUUAAAAUGAGGCUGAAUUUUAAAUUGCAUUUUAACCUGUAUUUUAAAUUGUUUUUUUUCCCUAUUAUGUUUUUACUGUAAUUUUACUGGUGUUAGCCGCCCUGAGCCCGGCUCUGGUCGGGGAGGGCGGGGUAUAAAUAAAAUUUAUUAUUAUUAAUUAUUAGAAGAGGGCUGUCCAGGGCUACUAGCCAUUACGGCUCUUCUCUGCCUCCACAGUAAGAAGCAGCAAGGCUUCUGAAUGUCUUCUGAAAGGUCGUGCACCCACUUCCUGUAGUGUACUAUAUUUCCCGACCGCUGCAGAGCCUCCACAAAAGUGCUUUCUCCGAGAGUCCUGUCCUCCCUACGAGGCUGGGACGCUUUUCAUAGAAUCAUAGAAUCAUAGAGUUGGAAGAGACCACAAGGGCCAUCGAGUCCAACCCCCUGCCAAGCAGGAAACACCAUCAGAGCACUCCUGACAUAUGGUUGUCAAGCCUCUGCUUAAAGACCUCCAAAGAAGGAGACUCCACCACACUCCUUGGCAGCAAAUUCCACUGUCGAACACCUCUUACUGUCAGGAAGUUCUUCCUAAUGUUUAGGUGGAAUCUUCUUUCUUGUAGUUUGGAUCCAUUGCUCCGUGUCCGGUUCUCUGGAGCAGCAGAAAACAACCUUUCUCCCUCCUCUAUGUGACAUCCUUUUAUAUAUUUGAACAUGGCUAUCAUAUCACCCCUUAACCUCCUCUUCUCCAGGCUAAACAUGCCCAGCUCCCUUAGCCGUUCCUCAUAAGGCAUCGUUUCCAGGCCUUUGACCAUUUUGGUUGCCCUCCUCUGGACACGUUCCAGUUUGUCAGUGUCCUUCUUGAACUGUGGUGCCCAGAACUGGACACAGUACUCCAGGUGAGGUCUGACCAGAGCAGAAUACAGUGGCACUAUUACUUCCCUUGAUCUAGAUGCUAUACUCCUCUUGAUGCAGCCCAGAAUUGCAUUGGCUUUUUAGCUGCCGCGUCACACUGUUGGCUCAUGUCAAGUUUGUGGUCAACCAAGACUCCUAGAUCCUUUUCACAUGUACUGCUCUCAAGCCAGGUGUCCCCCAUCUUGUAUUUGUGCCUCUCAUUUUUUUUGCCCAAGUGCAAUACUUUACAUUUCUCCCUGUUAAAAUUCAUCUUGUUUGUUUUGGCCCAGUUCUCUAAUCUGUCAAGGUCAGCAUCAAAAUAUUUAUUUCACUGGAAACCACAGCAGGGGAGAGUUGCUCUUGUGUUUGAAUCCUGCUUGCAGGGUUUACCUUAGGGCAUCUGGUUUGCCACAGUGAGAACAGAAUGCUGGACUAGAUGAGCCCCCUUUGCCCUGUUAAUGCAGAAAUCUGAGGGCUCCCUUGGACAAAAAACAAGGACCCCAGCCAGGAAUAGCAGAGCAAAACAGCAGCCAGUAGGAUUGGUCUUGAUUGAAGACUGUUGCGACAGGACUCCCACCUGCCACCAGGUGAAACAGGAUGGAAGCCCCGAACAAAAGAGCCCCCAAACUUUUAUUAACUGCUAAUCCCCAUGUUAUGGGACGCGGGUGGCACUGUGGGUUAAACCACAGAGCCUAGGACUUGCCGAUCAGAAGGUCAGCGGUUCGAAUCCCCGCAAUGACGGGGUGAGCUCCCGUUGCUCGGUCCCUGCUCCUGCCAACCUAGCAGUUCGAAAGCACGUCAAAGUGCAAGUAGAUAAAUAGGUAACGCUCCGGCGGGAAGAUAAACGGCAUGCACUGCACUGGUUCGCCAGAAGCGGCUUAGUCAUGAUGGCCACAUGACCUGGAAGCUGUACGCCGGCUCCCUCGGCCAGUAAAGCGAGAUGAGCGCCACAACCCCAGAGUUGACCACAACUGAACCUAACAGUCAGGGGUCCCUUUACCUUUUAAUUCCCAUGUUACAACCCCCCCCCCAACUACAUCACUAAUACAUCACAGUUACAUCAUGAAAGGGAAGGUCUGGUGGAAGUAAUCUGAGCAUCCUGGACCCUGCCCCAUGGUUCCCCUUACCCUCCACCAAACACCCAUCAAGUGGAACAAAAGAGAUAUUUGCAUUUCACUGUUUCGCAGCCAAGUUCAUCACACCCUUUUGUCUUCAUCUGGGUUUGUUAUUCCUGGAAUGGCUACCUGUCUGGCACUCAGGUAUCAGGAUGCCAGGGAUUAUCCCUCAGGCAGAGGGGCUGCUGAGUAGCUGAGCUCACAUGUCUAGAUGAAUUUCUGAAGUUUUCCCAGUGAGCCAGUACAUAGGUACAUUUAUCAGUGAAUUCUUACAUUUGGUAUUCUACAGCAGAGGCCCUUUGAAUAGAUAGGAAGAAACUGUGAUGAAGUGUUUUGUGGGGACAAAUCACAAAAGUCACAAAAGUGAUUGUGCUGAUUUUGGUAGUGGGCUGCAUGUGCAUGAUAUCUGCUGGAGGGGCAACCCCCCCAACCUAUACAUAAAUUCCUGCAACGGUCCUGAUCCAGCAGUCUCUCCUUAUGUCUUUAAACACGGUAUACGGUGUGGAUGUGCCGAGUUUUUGCAGGGUCCCCCUUGUUGUUGCCUGUCUAGAGAGAAAACUGUGCUUGUCGCUGAAAAGAGGUAGUGCAUUGACCCUGGUCCAUUGAGCCCAGAAUUGUUGGCAGGCCUCCUGGGCCGAGCCGGCCACGUCUUUCCCAUCCCCUACUGCUACCCGAUCCCUUUAACUGGAGAUGCUGGGGGGGUGGUGUUGAACCCGGGGCCUUCUCCAUGCCAAGCAGCUGCCCUGCCGCUGAGCAGGUGGAAGGAGAGGAGGGUGGGAGAGAGAUGCUCUUUGCCGGCUACGCGUUCCCAGGUGUCGUUGCCAGGGCUUGAGACAGGGACCUCUUGCAUCCCUGAGCAGGUGCUUUGCCAUUGACCUGUGGGUCUGAGCAACAUGAUGCCUCUUCUUCUCCCUUCCCACGCCAUCGAGCUCUGGGGAGGCCAAGGGCUGCUUGGGACACACUGGCUACUUGUUGCAAGGAUCCAAAGCACACAGCCUCUUGCUGCCUCUGGGCAUCACAUUUGUGUGGGGCAGCCCCCUGGCACUCAAGGAUAAAAUGGUUCCCUGGGAAUAAGCAUUUUACUCCCUGCCCCAUGAUGGGCAGUCGGUCUCCUGCUGUUGCGAGUUCCCCAGGACUGGAUUGAGGUUUGAUCAGGUCCUAAGCUACUGAAGAGGGACGCGGGUGGCGCUGUGGGUUAAACCACAGAGCCUAGGACUUGCCGAUCAGAAGGUUGGCGGUUCGAAUCCCUGUGACGGGGGGAGCCCCCCUUGCUCGGUCCCUGCUCCUGCCCACCUAGCAGUUCGAAAGCACAUCAAAGUGCAAGUAGAUAAAUAGGUACUGCUCCGGCGGGAAGGUAAACGGCGUUUCCGUGCGCUGCUCUGGUUCGCCAGAAGCGGCUUAGUCCUGCUGGCCACAUGACCCGGAAGCUGUACGACGGCUCCCUCGGCCAGUAAAGCGAGGUGAGUGCCGCAACCCCAGAGUCAGCCACGACUGGACCUAAUGGUCAGGGGUCCCUUUACUUUUAAGCUACUGAAGGUAAUGGGGCCUUUUAUAUGUGAUAUUUGAGGGAGCAGGCUAGCAGGCGGGGCCCGUGACUUACAUCAUAGGAACCUACACAACACAAAAUACUGUUGCUGUAUUUUUCUUGUUUUUUAUGUUGUAUUUUGGAAAUGUACAUCCAGGUUUUUUCCUUUAUAUUAAUACAAUAAUAAUUUAUUAUUUAUACCCCGCCCAUCUGGCUGGGUUUCCCCAGCCAUUCUGGACGGCUUCCAACAGAACACUAAAAUACAAUAACCUAUUAAACAUUAAAAGCUUCCCUAAACAGGGCUGCCUUCAAAUGUCUUCUAAAAGUUUGGUAGUUAUUUUUCUCUUUGACAUCUGGUGGGAGGGCGUUCAACAGGGCGGGCGCCACCACCAAGAAGGCCCUCUGCCUGGUUCCCUGUAACUUGGCUUCUCGCAGCGAGGGAACCGCCAGAAUGCCCUCGGCGCUGGACCUCAGUGUCUGGGCUGAACAAUGGGGGUGGAGACGCUCCUUCAGGUAUACUUUAAAUUUCGGGGGGCCCUCCAAGAGAGCGGGGCCCGAAGCUAUAGCUUGUUUUGCUUAUACGCAAAUCUGGCACUUUCUGUCCUGAAUCUUCCAACAUUCAGCUUCUUUCGAUGACUGCGAGUUCUAGUGUUCGGAGCAAGAGCAGCGUUGGAUUUUGGGUGGUGUUUGCGGUUUCCCUGUACAGUCAUAACUCGGGUUGAAGUAACUUCGGGAUAAGUAUUUUCGGGUUGCGCUCCGUGGCGACCCGGAAGUAGCGGAGCACGUUACUUCCGGGUUUCGUCGCUCGCGCAUGCGCAGACGGUCAAAAUGACGUCACACGCAUGUGCAGAAGCGGCGAAUCAUGACCCACGCAUGUGCAGACGCUGUUUGCAUUCGCUUCUGGAUGCGAAUGGGGCUCCAGAAUGGAUCCCCUUUGCAUCCAGAGGUACCACUGUACUGACACCUAGCCAAGGGGGUUCAAAAUCAAGAAGAUGCACAAUUGAGAAGAUCGAGUUGGGGGCUCCAAAUGUUGGCUUCGCUCAGGGCACCGUGUUGCCAAAGAUUACCAAAGUCUACUAAGGUUUUCCCCCUGUCUAUUCUCUCUUUGCCAGCCCCCCUCCAGCCUGCCAUCAUCGGGGAUUUUUUUGCUCAAACCCUCAGUGGUUUGGGUUGGCUUUUUUCCGAAUGCUUUCCCAGCAAUCCUCUCCCCCUUUCCUCUCCUGGUGGGGAUCCAUCUGCCAGUCUUGCUGAGGGCACAGGCACAAAAUCUCCGAGGGAGGGAGGCUCAGCCUGUUCCUUUCUUCCCCCCGUUAUGCCUGCUGAUUCAGAGGGCACACGCAGCCAGCUUCCCAGUCUCCCCCCUCGUUCUAUUUCUCCGUGAGAGCUGCCUGCCCGCCCCGCUUGCCUUGGAUGGCAGUGCCAUCUGUUACGCAACUCUUCCUCCCAACGGGCACAAGGGAGGGAGUUUCCAGAAAGCGGGACCUUGGCACAAUGCGGCCCCCAUUUCCGCACCCCCCCUGGAUUCCAGAAGCUCCAGGCCAUGGAGACGAGGGAGGCCGGCCAAGAAACUUCUGAGCUCUGUGUGUUUCUCCCUUCAGACACUCUGUACUCAGAGCACGUCCACCCCUAUUUUGUGGCUCUGUUUGGGGGGUCUUGCAGCUGGUCUCUAGGGUGGCAGGGGGCAGGGAGAGCGAUGCAAAACUCCAGCCGCUUCCAAGGGCCGCAGGUGGAGCGCUUUUCAGCCGUCAUCUCCUCUGCGGCCAAGUUUCCUGUUUGUUUUUCAAUGGCUGGACUAGAUAAGGCACAGUGCACAUGGUCAGAGCGCCAGCUGUUCAGAGAGUGUGACGGCAGUCUGUGCAAUUAAGACAAUCUCUAAAAUUGGUUUGUUGUUGUUCUUGCUUUUAAUACUUAUUUUGUGGGUUUUUCUUAAUGUUUUGAACCGUCCUGAGAUCUGCAGAUGAAGGGCGGUAUGCAAAUGUAAUAAUUAAAGAUGAAAAAGGGGGCAGAGGAAAGUUUUUCUCCCUCCUAACAUCGGUACUUGUGGACAUGCGAUGAAGCUGAAUGUUGGAACGUUCAGGACAGAUAAAGUGAAUGUCUGGAGGCAGUUGGAGGAUGGAUGGCGGCUAACAGAUUGAGGCUGAAUCCUGACAAGACAGAAGUACUGUUUUUGGGGGACGGGACGGGCAGGUGUGGAGGACUCCCUGGUAACUGUGCCCCUGAAGGACCAGGUGCGCAGCCUGGGGGUCAUUCUGGAUUCACAGCUCUCCAUCGAGGUCAAUUCUGUGUCCAGGGCAGCUGUCUACCAGCUCCAUGUGGUAUGCAGGAUGAGACCCUCCCUGUCCUCAGACUGUCUCGCCAGAGUGGUGCAUGCUUUAGUUAUUUCCUUCUUGGACUACUGCAAUGCGCUCUACGUGGGGCUACCUUUGAAGGUGACCCGGAAACUACAACUAAUCCAGAAUACGGCAGCUAGACUGGUGACUGGGAGCGGCCGCCAAGACCAUAUAACACUGGUCUUGAAAGACCUACAUUGGCUCCCAGUACGUUUCCACGCACAAUUCAAAGUGUUGGUGCAGACCUUUAAAGCCCUAAACAGCCUCGGUCCAGUAUAUCUGAAGGAGUGUCUCCACCCCCAUCGUUCAGCCCAGACACUAAGGUCCAGCACCGAGGGCCUUCUGGCGGUUCCCUCACUGCGAGAAGUCAAGUUACAGGGAACCAGGCAGAGGGCCUUCUCGGUAGUGGCGCCCGCCCUGUGGAACGCCCUCCCUUCAGAUGUGAAGGAAAUAAGCAUCUAUCUUAUCUUUAAAAGACAUCUGAAGGCAGCCCCGUUUAGGGAAGCUUUUAAUGUUUGAUGCAUUACUGUAUUUUAAUGUUUAUUUGGAAGCCGCCCAUAGUGGCUGGAGAAACCCAGCCAGAUGGGGGGGGGAAUAAAUAAUAAAUUAUUAUUAUUAUUAUUAUUAUUAUUAUUAUUAUUAUUAUUAUUAUUUAAAAGAAAGGACUUCUCCACGCAGUGCAGAGUUAAACUGUGGAACUCCCUGCCACAGUGACGGCCACCAACUUGGAUGGCUUUGAAAGAAGAUUGGACAAAUUCAUUGAGGAGCAGAGGGCUGUCAGUGGCUCCCAGCCAGGAUGGCUCUGCUCCACCUCCAAAGUUAGAGGGAUGCUCCUGAAUCCCAGUUGCUGGAAACUGCAGGAGGGGAGAGUUGCUCCUGAGUUCGAAUCCUGCUUGCAGGUUUCCCUUUGGGGCAUCUGGUUGUCCACUGUGAGAACAGGAUGCUGGACUAGGUGGGCCAUGGGCCUGAUCCAGCCGGGCUCUCCUUAUGUCCUCAUCCCCAAAAUCAGCUGGUCAGUUUUUGACAUCAAACUCACCUUUCAAGUAUUGAAUUAAAAGUGGCUUAUACAGUGAAAUGCAGCCACAGCAAAUCCAAAUGCGAGAUCAAACAUGGAAACAGAAUGCUAAUAAACUUUUUUUUAAAACCGCCACCCAGCAGUCACAAUUUCAGUAAUGCAAUGACUGAGAGGGCACAGGGUUGGUUUCCAGUAGCAAAGAGUUCCGCCGCCUCCCAUAUCUUCCCUGUGCUUUUUUGGCAGGAGAGGGACGCUUCAACUUCUCUGCACUUGGAGGUGUCCAUCCUGUCCACCCUUGGAGUAUCUGAACCCUUUUAAAAUAAUAAUAAUAAUUUUUAUUGAAUUUUACCACCACCACAAUCAUUAUUUCAAUAACAAAAUACAUUAUAAAUCCUCAACACGUCCCCCCCCCCCGGUGACUUCCCUCAACUUCAUUUUCUGGGUUUCUUGCCAUAUUAUCUCUCCCUGCUUAUUGGUUAUUUUUGAUUCUUUAAUUUUUUUUAAAAAUAAUAAUUAUUAUUCUCUUAUCAUUUUAAAACCCUGUUUCUAUUUCUGCAUUUGUUUUGUUAAUUGCAUGUGUUUAGUCACACCCUGUGAGCAGGGCUUUGCAGAGCCAGGCAGACGCCCGGGCAAGGUUGAUAAUGUGCUCCCCCCUUUUUUUUACCCUGGGGGGUAACUGAAGUCUUUUAAAUAAGUAAGUAUAUAAAUAAUUUCCCCAAAAGUUAUGCUGACAAAUAAUUUUAUUUCAAGGCUUGAACCGUAUCUGCAUAUAAAGACAAAAUGGAAAAUAUAGAUAAAUAUGCUGACCGAAGCCCCCUUUGGAAUCGGGUGCCCGGGCCAAGUGGCCAUAUUAAUCCCCUCUGUCUGGGCCUGCCUGCGAGCAAGUCCUUUUCUUUACAUUGAUUCUGUAAAUAGAACAGAAAUGGUUCCCAGUCCUUCUUGAAAUCUCUGUUGUCUUUUUCUCAAAGUCUUUCCGUUAGUUUUGCCAUUUCAGCCUAUUCCAUCUGCUUUCCUUAAUAUUCUUCUUCAGUUGGUAUUUCAAUACUUUUGCAUCUUUGCGCUAGCAAUAUCCUAGCCGCAGUUGUAGCAUACAGUGGUACCUCUGGUUGCGAACGGGAUCCGUUCCGGAGGCCUGUUCGCAACAUGAAAAGAGUGCAACCCGCAGCGGCACGUCUGCGCACGCGCGGGUUGCGAUUCACCGCUUCUGCGCAUGAUGUCAUUUUGCGCGCCUGCGCAUGUGCGAGCAGCAAAACCCGGAAGUAACCCUCUCUGGUACUUCCGGGUCACUGCGGGACGUAACCUGAAAGAAUGUAACAUGAAGCAGACGUAACCAGAGGUAUGACAGUACAUGAGCAGUUCAGUACCUGAACCCUUCACACUGUCUGAUGUGGCCCUCCUGUCUUCCUGACGACUUUCCUUAUCUUUUCAGGAACCUGGUUUUGUUUCUGCGGAGAAGAUGACACUUUCUGGAUGGCUCCCUCUGCUGGGGCUCCUCUUUUUCUGGGAUGGCGGACACUGCCUUGUUCCUCCUGAAGAGCUGAAACGUAAGUAAGCAACGGUGGAGAGGCUGGCACUUCUGUAUGUCUGCAUUCUUCUUAAAUGAAGGACCAGUUGCACAGCCUGGGAGUCAUUCUGGUCUCACAGUUCUCCAUGGAGGUGCAGAUCAGUUCUGUGUCCAGGGCAGCUGUUUAUCAGCUCCAUCUGGUAUCCAGGCUGAGACCCUAUCUGCCUGCGGACUGUCUUGCCAGAGUGGUGCAUGCUCUGGUUAUCUCCCGCUUGGACUACUGCCAUGCGCUCUACGUGGGGCUACCUUGGAAGGUGACCCGGAAACUACGACUAAUCCAGAAUGUGGCAGCUAGACUGGUGACUGGGGGCGGCUGCUGAGACCACAUAACACCAGUCCUGAAAGUCCUACAUUGGCUCCCAGUCCGUUUCCGAGCACAAUUCAAAGUGUUGAUGCUGACCUUGAAAGCCCUAAAUGGCCUCAGUCCAGUAUACCUGAAGGAGCGUCUCCACCCCCAUCGUUCAGCCUGGAUACUGAGGUCCAGCGCCAUGAGCCUUCUGGCGGUUCCUUCCCUGCGAGAAGCCAAGUUACAGGGAACCAGGCAGAGGGCCUUCUCAGUGGUGGCACCCACCCUGUGGAAUGCCCUCCCAACAGAUGUCAAAGAGAUAAACAACUACCUGACAUUUAGAAGACAUCUGAAGGCAGCCCUUUUUAGGGAAGCUUUUAAUGUUUAACCGACUAAGGUAGAAGGUAAAGGGACACCUGACCAUUAGAUCCAGUUCCAGUGGUCCGACUCUGGGCCUGCAGCGCUCAUCUCGCUUAUUGGCCUGAGAGCCAGCGCACUUUCAGCUAAUGUGGCCAGCAUGACUAGCCGCUCUAGCGAGCCAGAGCAGCUCAUGGAAUUGCUGUUUGCCUUCCUGCCGAGAGGCACCUAUUUAGUCUACUUGCACUCUGACAUGCUUUCAAACUACUAUGUGGCAGGAGCAGGGACUGAGCAAUGGGAACUCACCCCAUGUAGAGCUGAACCGUAACCUUGUGAUCGGCAAGUCCUAGGUUCUGUGGUUUAACCCACAGCGUCACCAUGUCCUGUUUAACAGACUACUGUAUUUAAUACUUUGUUGAAAGCUGCCCAGAGUGGCUGGGAAAACCCAGCCAGAUGGGCGGGGUAUAAAUAAUAAAUUAUUAUUAUUAGAAAUGUACAGUGGUACCUCUGGUUGCAAACGGGAUCCGUUCCAGAGGCCCGUUCGCAAUAUGAAAGGAAAGCAACCCGUGUCUGCGCAUGCGCGGGUCGUGAUUCGCCGCUUCUGCGCAUGUGCGUGACGUCAUUUUGUGCAUCUGCGCAUGCGCGAGCGGCGAAACCCGGAAGUAACCCUUUCCGGUACUUCCGGGUCGCUGCGGGACGCAACCUGAAAAAGCGUAACAUGAAGCAAACGUAACAAGAGGUAUGACUGUGCUGGAAGUGCUUCUCAUUCCAGAGCAGUCGAAGGAGCCCCGGACUGGAAAACGCUUUUGCAUUUGAGUCACAAAUCAAUCAGGUUUGCUAAAAAACACAAAACUCCUUUGCGCUUUUCAUUUUUGGGUAAGGAUACGGGGCGGGCAGAGAGGAUGUGCUGGAACUGCGGCUUGAUCAGACCUGUCUUGUGGCAUCCAUAAUAGAGGCCCAGAAUCUUAAAAAAAAGGGAUAAAAAGAAAUGUUCUUGCCAAUUUUAGGCUCCAAGGGCAUAAUUUCGACACCUGCACCAUGAAGUCAUUUCCCAGAACUGUGACUCAGGGGCUCGUGGGGGGAAUCAUUUCUGCCUGGCGAGGUCACAGUGUUUUGCUAGGGUUGCCAAAUUGCCAGGGUUGCGGUCAAGGGCGCAGGGCGGAGGCGGCUGCUUCUGUGUGUAUUUAGAUGAUUUGGGAAUGAUUGUUGGCGCUUGAAAAGCCCCAGACAGGAUGCAAAAAAAAAGGGCAGGAAAAGGCAACAAUAACUCACCAGUCAGUGGCUUUUCCCCGCUUCCCCAAGUUCUGGGAUGCAUGGUAUGUUUAUAAAUUGCAUGAACGAGCUGCUUGAUUAUAAAAAAAGGAAAAAAUUACAAACAAGGAUAAAGCAAUAAAAUUAACAAUGAGACUAAUAAUAAUAAUUUCUGCAUUUGUUUUGUUAAUUGCAAGUGUUUCAUCAAACCCUGCAAGGGAGUCCAUUUCUUUACAUUGAUUCUGUAAAUAAUAAUAAUAAUAAUAAUAAUAAUAAUAAUAAUAAUAUAUCCCACCCUUCCAGGUUCAGAAAACUGGGCUCAGGGCGGCUAACAACAAAUUUAAAACACUUAAUUGAUGCAACAAAAAACAGCAUAAAAUACUGUAUUAAACGUGAAUAACAACAAAUUCAGAAUUCCAAAAUCAAUUUAGGGGGGAAAUCCAUCCAAUAAACAUUAGAUGAUCACCAGGGCUAGCUGGCUAAGUUAGUCCUAUUUGGGCCAGCAGGAGACCAGGGAGAAUUAGCUGUGGGAUCCCAGAGCGGGUAAUCUUCAUAAAAAGGGGAGUGGGAGGGAAGGAAGGGGAAUAAAAGAUCAGGCUGAAUUCAAAUUAAAGGCCAGGCGGAAUAGCUCUGUCUUACAGGCCCUGCGGAAGGAGGUUAAAUCCUGCAGGGCCCUGGUCUCCUGGGACAGAGCAUUCCACCAGGUUGGAGCCACCACUGAGAAGGCCCUGGCCCUGGUGGAGGAUAGUCUGACUUCCUUAGGGCCUGGGACCUCUAGACUACGGUUAUUCAUGGACCUUAAGGUCCUCUGUGGGGCAGACCAGGAGAGGCGGUCCCAUAGAUACGAGGGCCCUAAGCCACAAAGGGCUUUAAAGGUCAAAACCACCACCUUAAACCUGACCUGAUACUAAAAAAUAACAAAAGAAGUAAAAAUAAAAACAAGAAAAAUUAACAAUAAUUUUCGAAAAGUUUAAAAUGGGCUUUAAAAGAGGAUGAGACAAACUCAUGGGAGAGAGGGCCAUUGAUAGCUACUAGCGACAACAGCUAUGCUUUUCCUCAAUGGCCAGAGACAGCAAUGCUUCUGAAUAGCAGGAGGGGAGAUGGGUCUUGUGUUCGAAUCCUGCUUGCAAAAGGGCAUUGGGGUGGCCACUGUGAGAACAGGAUGCUGGACCGGACGGACCGCUUUCCUGAUCCAGCAAGGCUCUUCUUUUGAGAGCCAGUAUGGCGUGGUGGUCAGGAGCUGGGGGAGACCAGGGUUCGAAUCCCCCACUCACCUGGUAUGACCUUGGCCUCUCAGCCUUACAGGGCUGUUGUUGCGAUUGAAUGAGGAAGGGGGAGGACCGUUUACGCGACCCUGAGCUCCGCAGAGAAAACGGUGGGAUAGAAAUGUAACAAGCAAACAAAUAGAUAAACAUUCUUUUUUCCCCAAUUUUUUAAAUUGAUAUUCCAAUUUUUUUUAAACAAACAAACAAACAAACAAACAUAAAUCAACGCCUUAAUUGAACCAAUCUUAUUGACAUUGUUAAGUGACUUCCUCGUAUCCCCCGGGCUGAGUUUCAAUGUAUAUCAUUUUAACGGUUUUCCGAAACCAAUAUUCUCAUAAACUUCAUCACUUAAUCACUUAACAUCUUUCUUUCAUUCCCAUUUGACAUUUCAACAUAUCGAUUUAUCACAUUACAUGUUUAAAUCCUAAGCCUCUCUAGUAUUUGCAAGCUUUUCCAAUUAAUUUAACUUAACAUAUUUACCGUAUUGUUCGCCCUAUAAGACGCACUUUUCCCCCUCCAAAAAUGAAGGGGAAAUGUGUAUGGGGCGAAUGCAGGCUUUCGCUGAAGCCUGGAGAGCGAGAGGGGUCGGUGCACACCGACCCCUCUCGCUCUCCAGGCUUCAGGAAGCUAUCCGCAAGCCUUGCAAGCCCGGCGGGAGGUCCUGUCAGGCUCUCAAGGCUUGCAGAUAGCAGCCUGCAUCCCGAAGCCUGGGGCGCGCUGCACGGUGCACCCCGGGCUUCGUGCAGAUAUUGGGCAGCCCCACAAGCUUGGGGGAUAGCGGGAAGGCGCAGUGCCGCCAUCCCGCUGUUCCCCGACCUGGUUUGGAGGCUGGCGCUGGGGAGAAGCGCGCUUCUCCUCACCGCCAGCCCCACAAGCUCAGGGGACAGAUAUCCGCAAGCCUGGGGAGACCGGCGCGACUUCCCGCCGGGCUCCCUAGGCUUGCGGAUAGCAGCCUGUUCUGGGGGCUGGGGUCGGGGGAAAUUUGGGCAUCCCCCGCCCCAGCCCCGCGCCUGGGGGGGGAAAUAAAUCCCCCCCUUUAUUUCCACCCCAAAAAACUAGGUACGUCCUAUGGGCCGGUGCACCCUAUGGGGCAAAAAAUAUGGUAACUAAAUACUCUUUGGAUUUCAUCCAUUCCUCCUGGUACUCCUCCUCCAAAUAGAUAGGCGUUCUUAUGUGAGACUGCAGACUUAUAGGAGUUCAGCGAUUGGGUCUGCGUUGCUCCCGGACAGGAGGAAGGAAGUCAAAUGACACCGAGGGUUGGUUCAGAGAAAGAGUUCUAUAUUUCUGCUCUCCGGAACAGCAGAAAGGCACUUGUGGGGUCAGUCCACAGCAAGUCCAAAGAAAUGAGAAAUUUCAUGCAGUAUAUAUAUCCUCCAGGCACCCUCUCCCUCCUUCCCCAGGAAUCCAACCACGUCAGCCUAUACACGCAGGUUGACAUCACAUAUGUGCCUGCUCCGGUAUUCUUAACCAUAAAAGGGUUUUCCUUCCUGUACUUCUGACCAUAAAAGGAUCUUCCUGUUCCUACUCUUAUCUUGGAGCAAGAGGUCACCAACUCCAAGAACACACUCUGGCGCUGUUCCCGGACUAGGUCUGUGCGUCUUUGUGGUCUUUGUGGUCAGGAUGUAAGAUAAGGCCCAGAGUGUCAUCCCUGUUCCGCUUUGGAAUGGACAAAGCCAUCCGUCAUUACCGGCCUUCAUGGACUGAUAAGGGAGAGAGCUUUGAGCACUUGUUUAUACAGCUGGGUUUUGGCUCAAGAGCUCAAGUUAAAGCAUUUUAGCUAAGGAAAAAUAGGGAUUUUGGUGCAGUUUCAAACUGCCUGCACAGUCAGUUUUGGGUUUGGGAAACCCAUUCCUUCAAGACGACCCCACGAAACGGGAAGCGAUUUCGCUCUGCCUCUGCCGGCCGUUUUCUGAAGUGUUCGAGUUUUCUUCCCACAGAGAUGUCUGAAACGGGAAGCAAGUUGGUCGACUCGGAGCUGGAGAAUGCCAUCAACGGCGUCCGGCAGAUGAAGGUCCUCAUGGACCAGACCAGCAGGGACCACCGGGAUAUCUUGAACGCUUUGGAGGACACGAAGAAGCAGAAGGAGGUCUGUCUGCACAACUUCCCCCCAAAUGCCCCACUCUUGCAAAAGAUGCAACUCAAAGCUGACCAGCAGCGCCUUUGGGGUGAGGUCAAAUUACUGCAACCUUGCAACCGCUUGACCUCGCCCCCAAAGGUGCUGGUUUUGACAUUUAAUUUUCCCCCAAUUUUUUUUAUUGGUUUUCCAAAUUUAUAACAAACACAACAACAAACAAGAAAAACAUUACAAUAUCGAAAAACAAACAAACAAACAUUUAUCCUAUCAGUAAAAAUUCCAGUUUUGUUACCAUUGUUGGGUGACUUCCUCAAAUCCCCCUAGCUGAGUUUCCAUGUAACUCAUUGUAGCAAUUUUCGAACACUAUUUUCAUAUAAAAUUGACUUGUUCAAUUAACAUCUUUCUUUCUUUUCAUUUUGACUUCUAUCCGUAGUAUUAUACAAUUUCACAUAUUUAAAUCCUAGGCCAAUCUGUUACUCGCAGGUAGUUCUAUUUAAAUUAACAUAUUUAAAUAAAUAAUCCUUAAAUUUCUACCAUUCCUCUUGGUACUCCUCCUCCUUCUGGUCGCGGACUCUUCUGGUCAGGUCGGCUAACUCCAAAAAAUCCAUCAUCUUCAUCUGCCAUUCCUUCACUGUUGGUAUUUCUUGUGAUUUCCAGUUUCUGGCCAGCAAAAUUCUAGCUGCAGUUGUGGCAUACAAAAACAAUCUGACAUCUUUCUUGGGCGAUUCCAAACCUAUUAUUCCAAGUUGAAAGGCUUCUGGUUUCUUAAUAAAUGUGUAUUUCAACAUUUUUUCCAAUUCAUUAUAAGUCUUUCCCCAGAAGUCUUUUCACCUUGGGACAUGUCCACCACAUAUGGUAAAAGGUACUGUAUUUUUUGCUCCAUAGGACGCACUUUUCCUCCCUUAAAAAGUAAGGGGAAAUGUCUGUGCGUCUUAUGGAGCGAAGCCAGCAAGAACCACUGAUGCUGACACGCUUUGCGCAGCUCUUCCAGCUCAUUGUAAAGCCAGCAAGAGCCGCUGCUGCUGACCUGAGCCGGGGAGGAGGGAGAGAAGGGGAUUCCGUCCGUCCCUCCCUCCUCCAUGGCUCACUUGGAAGCAGCAAAGUGGGAGGGAAGCCGCUUACACCCGUGUAAGCAGCUCCUCUCCCACUUUCCUGCUUCAAAGCAACCAUGGAGGAGGGAAGGAAGGGGAUCCAUGCAGUGGAUUCCCUCCUCCAGGGCUCCCUUUGAAGCAGCAAAGUGGGAGGGGAGUAGCUUACACUCGUGUAAGCAGCUCCUCUCCCACUUUCCUACUUCAAAGCGGAGGGAAUCCGCUGCAGUUGCGAGCAGAGGAUCCAUGGCUCCGCUUCCUUCCCUCGAAGCAGGGUGCGGGGGUGCAGGGGGGAAAGAGGGCAGGAAAUAGAUGCCAGGCAGGAAGACACAACCACACUUUGACCACUGGAAAGUCCACCUCAGCCUCCCCAGAUUUCCACUGAGACGGCCAGGCUAAUCUCGAUGGCCAUAAGUCAGGCAAUUCAUUAUUAACUGGACUUAGAUAAGCCAUGGUUUCCCUUUCUACCCUCCUCUGAGGCUCGAUUUAAAGCAGGAAAGCGGACAGGAGCCGCCCGCUUUGCUGCUUUAAAUAAUUUAGUGCAAUAUUUGAUCCGAAUAUUUUUUUCCCCUGUUUUCCUCCUCUAAAAACUAGGUGCGCCCUAUGGUCAGGUGCGCCCUAUGGAGCGAAAAAUACGGUACCUUCUUUUUCUUUACAUUUCCAACAUAGAUUGUGGUAAAGAUUUUGCUAGUUUUAUGGAGGCUGAGUACCAUCUAUACAUCAUUUUCAUAACAUUUCCCUUUAACGCCGUACAUGCAGUGAACUUGACCCCUUUCCUCCACAACCUUUCACAGUCUUCAAACAUUAUGUUAUGUCCGACAUCUCUUGCCCAAUCUAUCAUCACAGAUUUAACUUGUUCAUCCUUUGUGUGCCUCUCCAACAAUACAUUUCCAAUGUAAAGAAAAGGAAGGUACCUUUUAUCACAUGUGGUGGACAUGUUCCAAGGUGAGAGACUUCUGGGAAAAGAUUUAUAAUGAAUUAAAAAAAAAUGUUGAAAUAUACAUUUAUUAAAAAACCAGAGGCCUUUCUCCUUGGAAUAAUAGGUUCUGAACUGCCCAAGAAAGAUGUAAAGUUAUUUUUGUAUGCCACAACUGCUGCUCGAAUUUUAAUAGCCAAGAAAUGGAAAACACAAGAACUGUGAAAGAAUGGCAGAUGAAAAUGAUGGAAUAUAUGGAGCUGGCUGACCUUACUGGAAGAAUCUGCGACCAAAAAGAAGAGGAAUACCAAGAAGAGUGGAAGAAAUUUAAGGACUAUUUGCAUAAAUACUGUGAUAUUAAAAAUUAGAAAUUACUUGAAAGUACCAAAAUAGGGCUAGGAUUAAAUUAAGAGUUAAUCAAAUAAAUAAGAUUUUGAACUUUAAGGAAAGUUAAGAAAUUUUAUUUUAAUUAGAAUAUUGUGGGGUUUUUUUUUUUAAAAAAGAGAUCAGAAAACGACUACAUUUUAAUUACAAGAAAAUUCAGAUGGGAUGGCUCAGAGGAAGCCCAAAAUAUGUUUAUGAGGUUAGAAGUCUAAUUAAUUAAUUAAUUUGUGUUGUUUAGGUUGUUUAGGUAUUUACCGGUACCUUGUUUUGACUCUCUGUUUUGUUUAUAUUUGUGAUCUUGUCUUUUUUCCUUUUUGUUUCCCCCCUGUUUUUCUUUUGUUGUGAUAUGUGUUAUAUCUGUAAGAAACUUAAUAAAAAUUAUUAAGUUAAGUUAAGAAGGAUUUAUAUCUAGAUGUUAGGAUAGAGAUGAUAAAGAAAACAGGAAGACACAAUGAGAGAUAAAGGAGGUGCUGUGGGAUGGGUGGAAGUCAAUGUCUUGUUGUUUUAGUGUUUAUAAUAUUAACUUGUAAGCUAUGGGUUUGUUUUGUUUUUGUUGUUGUUUUUUUAGUUUUCGAAUGUUGAUUUUUGUGCAUUGUGUAUUGUUACUUUUUGAUAUCUUUCGUGUUGUUGCUGUUGUGUGCAAAAUACUAAUAAAAUUUAUUUUUUUAGAAAAAUAUUUUUUUAAAAAACACACAAUACAUUUCCAACAUUUAUUACUUGUCUUUUUUUUAAAAAAAAAAAAAUUAUUAAUUUUCCAACCGUUUAAACACAACAAAACAGAAAAACAAAAAACAAACAAAACAAACAUAGGACUAACAAAACAAGACACAAACCAUUUAAAACACAAAACAAUUUCAAUAUCUUAACUUUCAUUCCCUUAUUUCCACGACCUCCUCACACCUCCCUUUUUGUAUUCCACUUCUGUUAAUUGUUUCAGCAAUUCCUUUCCAUCUUCCUCUGUUUUCUAUCCUAUAAUUAUCUUAAUAUAUUCUAACCUUAUUUUUCCCUUUAAUACUCUAUUAAUCUAUUUAUACUUAAUUCCUUAUAGCAUUUCUACUAAAGCCAUAUAACUUCAUUCCAACAUUUUUCUAACAUUCAUUAUUUUUACAGUAUUUCUAUAAAUAGUCUUAAACUUUUUCCAGUCUUCUUCCACCGACUCUUCUCCCUGGUCUCGGAUUUCUGCCAGUCGUUUCCGCCAAUUCCAUAUAGUCUAUCAACUUCAUCUGCCAUUCUUCCCGAAUAGAUAAAUCUUGUGUCUUCCAGUACUUCACAAUGAGUAUUCUUGCUGCUAUUGUUGCAUACGUGAAAAAAGUUCUAUCCUUCUUUAACACCAAUUGGCCGACCAUGCCCAGGAGAAAGGCCUCUGGUUUCUUCAAAAGGGUAUAUUUAAAUACCUUUUUCAUUUCGUUAGGAAUCAUCUCCCAAAGUGUCUUAAUCCUUUGCCCUCUUGCAAAGAACUUAACAGCCCUGUUUGGCUUUUGUAGGAAGCUCUCCUCCUUGCCCAGGAGACUGAGAAACAGCUGAGCGAGAAGGAGGUCUGCAACGAGACCAUGUUGGCCCUCUGGGAAGAGUGCAAGCCUUGCUUGAAACAGACCUGCAUGAGGUUUUACACCCGGACGUGCCACAGUGGAGCCGGUCUGGUCGGCAGGCAGGUGAGCAUGUGAUUUGGGUACCCCAAGAAUCCGCCUGGAGAACCGGGGAAACAUCUGAUACGGAAAGAUAAAUAUCUGGAUGGGGCCAGGCGGGGCACACAGGGUCGGGCAUGGCAAGUCAGCCAGAGAAGGCUCUGUCCCUCGUCCUCCCUUGUUGCGCCAGGGGCCAGGGAUCAGGACCUCAGGGGAUGAACGGGGUCCCCAGGAGUGGGCAUAUGGAAGAAAGUCCUUAAGGUACCCAGACUCUGCAAACUAUUUUGGGUUUUAAAGGGGUGAAGCAGCCUAGGGCUGGAGGUUCUGGUCGCCUCGCCUCUGAAAGGAUAUCGAAGAGUUGGAAAAGGUUCGGGAAAGGGCACCCAGAAUGAUCUCACGGGGAUGGGGUAGCUCCCUAAUAAUAACAAUAACAAUAAUAAUAAUAAUUUAUUUAUACCCCGCCCAUCUGGCUGGGGUCUCCCCAGCCACCCUGGGCAGCUUCCAACAAAGUAUUAAAAUACAGUAGUCUGUUAAACAUUAAAAGCUUCCCUAAAGAGGACUGCCUUCAGAUGUCUUCUAAAAGUCUGGUAGUUGUUGUUCUCAUGUUGUGAACGGGCCUCCAGAACAGAUCUUGUUCGCAAGCAGAGGUACCACUGUACAUUAAUAAUAAUAAUAAUAAUAAUAAUAAUAAUAAUAAUAAUUUAUUAUUUAUACCCCACCCAUCUGGGCAGCUUCCAACCAAGUAUUAAAAUACAGUAGUCUGUUAAACAGGGACACGGGUGGCGCUGUGGGUUAAACCACAGAACCUAGGACUUGCCGACCACAAGGUCGGCGGUUCGAAUCCCCGCAAUGGGGUGAGUUCCCGUUGCUCAGUCCCUGCUCCUGCCCACCUAGCAGUUCGAAAGCAUGUCAAAGUGCAAGUAGAUAAAUAGGUACCCCUCCAGCGGGAAGGCAAACGGCGUUUCCGUGAGCUGCUCUGGUUCGCUAGAAGCGGCUUAGUCAUGCUGGCCACAUGACCCAGAAGCUGUACGCCGGCUCCCUCGGCCAAUAAAGCGAGAUGAGCGCCGCAACCCCAGAGUCGGCCACAACUGGAUCUAAUGGUCAGGUGUCCCUUUACCUUCUACCUUAGUCGGUUAAACAUUAAAAGCUUCCCUAAAAAGGGCUGCCUUCAGAUGUCUUCUAAAUGUCAGGUAGUUGUUUAUCUCUUUGACAUCUGUUGGGAGGGCAUUCCACAGGGUGGGUGCCACCAUCUGGGAGAGGCACACUGCUGCCUGGUUGCCCAGCGCAGCGCUGGCUCGCGGGAAGGAACCGCCAGAAGGCUCAUGGCGCUGGACCUCAGUACCCAGGCUGCAGCAAUGGAGAAGCUGGCAGGCGGCUCCUUCAGGUAUACUGGACUGAGGCCAUUUAGGGCUUUGCCAAGGUGCAGCAUCAACACUUGAUGUGCUCGACGCUGCUGGGGCCAAUGUAGGUCUUUCAAGACCGGUGUUAUGUGGUCUCGGCGACUGCUCCCAGUCCCCAGUUUAGCUGCCGCAUUCUGGAUUAAUUGCAGUUUCCGGGUCACCUUCAAAGGUAGCCCCAUGUAGAGCGCAUUGCAGUAGUCCAAGCGGGAGAUAACCAGAGCAUGCACUGCUCUGGCGAGGCAGUCUGCGGGCAGAUAGGGUCUCAUCCUGCGUACCAGAUGGAGCUGGUAAACAGCUGCCCUGGACACAGAACUGACCUGUGUCUCCAUGGACAGCUGUGAGUCCAGAAUGACCCCCAGGCUGCGCACCAGGUCCUUCUGGGGCACAGUUACACCAUUCAGGACCAGGGAGUCCUCCACACCUGCCCACCCCCUGUCCUUCCCAAAACAGUACUUCUGUCUUGUCAGGGUUCAACCUCAAUCUGUUAGACGCCAUCCGUCCAUUAUCUGGAAAGGUUGCAACAUUGGGGACUUUUUAUGCCGGGGCAUGCGCAGAGUGCCCACUGCAAUGCCAGGAGAGUGUGCCGAAAGAACACGGCAACACCAAACCGUUCUAGGAAGAGUCAAUUGCUUUGCUGACAGUAUAAUGCGGUUUCACACAGUUGUAGAUCCUUGCAGCAUAUAGAUGAUGUUCUGAAGCUUGCCGCAACCACAUCAGCAUUUAUACUCUAUAUUGUGCUGACUCGUUCUCACAUGCUUGCUGACUCAUUCUCACAUGCUUAACUAGCUGCAGGUGCAGGAUGAGGCACGGCCAAAUUAAACAGCACACCAAAACCAGCCGUUUCUUGUCCCCUUUCUUCUGUGUGCAUAAACCUACACUAACAUUUUAAUUUAAAGAAAAGGCGAGUACGAGGUGUCAUGCCAGAAGUUCAUGAAAUUAUGUGCAGUGUGGAGAAAGGGGAUCGAGAAAGUUUUUCUUCCUCUCUCCUAGCACAUUGAGUGAAGCUGAAAGUUGGAAGAUUCGGGGCAGUGAAGAGAAAGGGCUUCUUAACAUAGUUAAACUAUGGAACUCAUUGCCACAGGAGGUAGAGAGGAGAACCAACCUGGAUUAGGAAAAUUCAUGGAGGAGUGGCUCCUAGUCAGGAUGGCACUCAGAGGCAGCGAUGCUUCUGAAUCCCAGGUGCUGGAAAACCCAGGAGGGAGAGGGCUCCUGAGUUCGAAUCCUGCUUGGGGGUUUCCCUUUGGGACAUCUGAUUGGCCACUUUGAGAACCAGAAAAGGCUGCUGGAUCAAGCCAAGUGGCUGUGGGAAACCGGCGAGCAGGAUUCAUGCAUGAGAGCAAUUCUGCGUUCCUAGAGGGUUUCCGCAACUGGUAAAAAGGCGAAGCGAGAGGUUCCAGCAGGCUCUUCAUAGGUUCUUAGGCAGGGUCAGCAAACUUUUUCAGCAGAGGGCCGGUCCACUGUCCCUCAGACCUUGUGGGGGGCCGGACUAUAUUUUGGAAAAAAAAUAUGAAUGAAUUCCUAUGCCCCACAAAUAACCCAGAGAUGCAUUUGAAAUAAAAGGACACAUUCUACUCAUGUAAAAACACACUGAUUCCCAGAUUGUCUGUAGGCCAGAUUAAGAAGGAGAUUGGGCCGGAUCUGGCCCCCAGUCCUUAGUUUGCCUACCCGUGUUCUUAGGCAUUGCUAAACCAGUUGUGGGCAGCUACCUGCCAUGACUCUCUGUAACGAAGUUUUGACUGGUCCAAAAUCCCAUUCACCGUUUCCCUCUCCCUGCUGCCCUACCGCUUGACGUUCCCACUGGAUUAUCCUCCAGGGCUUAGCUGAUGGGGAACGGAGUUCCCUAAUUGUAGGGACCCCUUUCCCCAUCUUGUGGUUUAGUUUAAUUUAAUUUAAUUUAAUUUAUAUACCACCCUAUACCCGGGGUUUCAGGGCAGUUCACAGAAUAAAAUUAAGAUAUAAAACCACAACAUAUAAUCAGAGUAAAGACAACAACCCAAUAACACCCCCCCCAUAAAAGAAACACGUUUUAAAAGGGCAUAGGAUGCCAAUCAGAUCAACCAAAGGCCUGGUUAAAAAGGAACGUUUUUGCCUGGCGCCUAAAGGUGUAUAAUGAAGGCGCCAGGUGAUCGUCCCUGGGAAGAGCAUUCCACAGACGGAGCCACUGCAGAAAAGGCCCUGUUCUAAACUAAUGCAAGAUGUUCCUCCUUAGAGCUGAUGGCCAGGGGCUGUGGGGCAUUCGCUGCCCUUGUUCAGGAUGGAGGGACCCUCUUGGGCGCAGAGCAGACCCUCUUGGUAGUUCCUCCGCCUCUGGGGGCCCCAGGGAGAGACAGACUUCUCCAUGGGACUCCCUCCUCUUUGCCACCCUGACCUGUUCCUUUUGAGGGGAAUGAUUUUAGGAACCACCUUAUUUUCAUGGCUGUAAGCUGUUUUAUGGGACACGGGUGGCGCUGUGGGUUAAACCACAGAGCCUAGGACUUGCCGAUCAGAAGGUCAGCAGUUCGAAUCCCCGCGACGGGGUGAGCUCUUGUUGCUCUGUCCCUGCUCCUGCCAACCUAGCAGUUCAAAAGCAUGUCAAAGUGCAAGUAAAUAGGUACCACUCCAGCGGGAAGGUAAACGGCGUUUCUGUGCGCUGCUCUGGUUCGCCAGAAGCGGCUUAGUCCUGCUGGCGACAUGACUUGGAAGCUGUACGCCGGUUCCCUUGGCCUAUAUAGUGAGAUGAGCGCUGCAACCCCAGAGUCGUUCGCAACUGGACCUAAUGGUCAGGGGUCCCUUUACCUUUAAAGGUGUAUAAUGAAAGUGCCAGGCGAACUUCCCUGGGGAGAACAUUCCACAGACGGGGAGCCACUGCAGAGAAGGCCCCGCUCUCGUGUUGCCACCCUCUGGACCUCUCGAGGAGGCGGCACACGAAGGAGGGCCUCAGAAGAUGAUAUUGGGGUCCGGGUUGGUUCAUAUGGGGAGAGGCGGUCCUGAGCCGUUUAAGGCUUUCUAGGUGUAGACGCUGCAAGGAUGCUCUGGGCUUUUCUCUGCUCUCGCUGCUCCAGCUGGAGGACUUCCUCAACCACUCCUCGCCCUUCACGAUCUGGGUCAACGGGGAGCGCAUCGACUCACUGAAGGACGCGGACGAGGACCAAGGCCAGCGGCUGGACGACCUGGAGGAACGCUACAGCCUGGUCGAGGGUGGCGUGGACGACCUCUUCCAAGAGAGCACCCAGGCCUACGGCCACCUGGCCCCCUUCUUCCAGUCGCCCUUCAGCGGCUUCCGAGAUAUGUUCUGGGGUCCCAUCCGCAGCAUCCGCCUCCCGGGGUCCCGCCUGGCCCGGGACGUGUCCCCCUUCCCCGCCUUCCCUGGCCAGUACCGACCCCACCAGGACUUCCACCAGCUCUUCCAGUCGCUCCACCAGAUGACCCAGCAGCUCAUGGACGGGGUGCAGAAGGGGCCCUUUGGCCAGUGGCCGGAAGGACGGCCGGGGCUUUCCCUGGGGAGGUUCCCGACAGGUGAGUGGAGAUGGCGGGCAGGUGAGCAGGUCUGGCCUCUGACACCCAUCCAAAAUUGCCCGCCUGCUGGGCAAUAGAUACAGGACAUACAGUAGAUUCCAGCGUAUUAGGCAACUGGGCGUAUAAGACGACCCCCCAAAUUGGCAGCUCCAACUUGGGGGGGUCGUCUUAUACGCUUCGGCAGCUUCGCCGGGCAGCUUCCUCCCAGUGCAGUUAAAAAGUUGUCUUAUAUGCCGGAAUCUACGGUAAUACAGAUUUUAACCUCUGGGAAAAACUUUGGAAAAGCAAUUUGAAGUUUACAGCAUGUUAUUCCCUGAGGGAGAACUACUUGAAAAUGAUUUACAGAUGGUAUUGUCCAGUAGCACCUUAGAGACCAACUCAGUUUGUUCUGGAUAUAAGCUUUCGUGUGCAUGCACACUUCUUCAGAUACCUACCUGAAUCUAGAUGGUGUUUAACUCCGAGUAGGCUUGCUUAAAUGUAUAAGACUGAAUCAGAUAGGUACUGGAGAUGCAAAGAGGCAGAGGGAAUGUUCUUUCAUAUGUGGUGGACUUGUAAAAGGGUAAAAGUAUUGGGAAUUGAUCCAUAAUGAAUUGGAAAAAAAUCUUUAAAAGCACUCCUCCCCCCCAAAAAAACACCAAAGUCCUUUUUGUUGGGGAUAAUGGAGACAAGUAGAAAGUGUAGUCCCCAGCCCAGAUCAGAAUUGGGACCUGUGCUUUUUGACUUGUUUGCAAAUUAUCUAGAGCCCCGGGUGGUUAGAACCAAAAGGGGUUGCCAAGAGCUGCAAAAGGAGUGAAUGGGUGGUAAAACGGGAAACCCAGUUAGAUGUUGACAAGUGUAAAGUGUCAGGGAAAAAAAAUAUCUUAAUUUCACACCUGCACUCGUGGGGUCUGAACUGAUGAACUAGGAACGAGACCUUGAGCUUGGAGUGGAUGGUUUGAUGAGGAGGUUGACCCUGUGUGUGGCAAACACCAUGCUAGGAAUCAUUAGGAAAGGAACUGGAAAUUAAACUGCCAGUAUCGUGAUGCCGUUAUGCAAUGAGUCAGGUCAAUGGGUCCAUGUAGCUCCAUAUUGCCUGCACAGACUGGUAGCAGUUAUACCCAGUUUCAGGCAGGAGAUACGUCCAGCUCCAGUGGGGAUGGGCCCUUCUGCUGGCCUGGUUCUGAGCACCCAGCAGCCCCCUUUUCCCAUUAGGAUGGUGGCGAGGAAAGCAUUACGAUACUUGCAGUUCCCCUUGGCUUUAAUGGAAGAUGCCAGUUUGUGUCUUGGGUGCAUCAGGGAGGGACUAGAAGCCCCCGCCAUUAGAGUCACCGUCUCUCUCCUUCUCUGCCAGGGGCUCCCAGUCCUGCGGACGACCGCCUGGUGUGCCGUGAGAUCCGCCGCAAUUCUGCCGGCUGCCUGAGGAUGAGGGAGAAGUGCGAGAAAUGCCAGGCCAUCUUGGACGUCGGUGAGUCGGUCAAGGCUGCCUCUUGAUUCAUGAAAACAACUUCCCUUUGGGGGGCAGUGUUCUCUUUUUGGGUUGGAGCCCCCCCACCCCACCACUGUCCAUUCAGUUUUCUUGUUGUUGUUUAGUUGUGUCCGCCUCUUCGUGACCCCCUGGACCAGAGCCCACCAGGCCCUCCUGUCUUCCACUGCCUCCCGCAGUUUGCUCAAACUCAGCCUGGUAGCUUCGAGAACACUGUCCAACCAUCUCGUCCUCUGUCGUCCCCUUCUCCUUGUGCCCUCCAUCUUUCCCAACAUCAGGGUCUUUUCCAGAGAGUCUUCUCUUCUCAUGAGGUGGCCAAAGUCUUGGAGCCUCAGCUUCACGAUCUGUCCUUCCAGUGAGCACUCAGGGCUGAUUUCUUUAAGAAUGGAUGCGUUUGAUCUUCUUGCAGUCCAUGGGACUCUCCAGAGUCUCCUCCAGCACCAGAAUUCAAAAGCAUCCAUUCUCUGGCGAUCAGCCUUCUUUAUGGUCCAGCUCUCACUUCCAUUCAUCACUACUGGGAAAACCAUAGCUUUAAGUAUACGUUGGCAAGGUGAUGUCUCUGCUUUUUGAGAUGCUGUCUAGGUUUGUCAUUGCUUUUCUCCCAAGAAGCAGGCGUCUUUUAAUUUCGUGGCUGUUGUCACCAUCUGCAGUGAUCAUGGAGCCCAAGAAAGUAAAAUCUCUCACUUGCCUCCAUUUCUUCCCCUUCUAUUUGCCAGGAGGUGAUGGGCCCAGUGGCCAUGAUCUUUGUUUUUUUGAUGUUGAGCCUCAGACCAUAUUUUGCGCUCUCCUCUUUCACCCUCAAUAAAAGGUUCUUUAAUUCCUCCUCACUUUCUGCCAUCGAGGUUGGGUCAUCUGCAUAUCUGAGGUUGUUAAUAUUUCUUCCAGCAAUCUUAAUUCUGGCUAGGGAUUCAUCCAGCCCAGCCUUUCGCAUGAUGAAUUCUUCAUAUAAGUUAAAUAAGCAGGGAGACAAUAUACAGCCUUGCCGUACUCCUUUCCCAAUUUUGAACCAAUCAGUUGUUCCAUAUCCAGUUCUAACUGUAGCUUCUUGUCCCACAUAGAGAUUUCUCAGGAGACAGAUGAGGUGAUCAGGCACUCCCAUUUCUUUAAGAAAUUGCCAUAGUUUGCUGUGGUCGACACAGUCAAAGGCUUUUGCACAGUCAAUGAAGCAGUUUUCUUACAGAGUUUUCUUACAGUUUUCUUACAGAGCCUGAAUUUUGGGGUCAGGAGCUGCAAUGGGUUUGGAGUAACUUUGCAGGAGAUGGGCCACUUAGUUCUUCCUCGCCUGGAUUGCCCAGUUCUGGGUGCCAAAGAUGGGGAGGGUCUGUGCCAUCAUAAAAUCAGAAAGUUGGAAGGGACAAUGAGGGUCAUUUAGUCCAGCCCCCUAAAAUGCAGGAAUCAUUUGCCCAAAGUGGGGCUCAAAUCCACGACCCCAAGAUAAAGUAUCUCUUGCUCUACUGACCGAGCGCUUUGCUCUGGAUCAAUUUUGAAAAUAAUAUUUCAUUGACAAUUCCUUAUUGUUUCACUGGGGUGUCUAGUAAAAAAACCAAAACAUUUAUUGCGGUACGGCUUGAUUUCAUAUCCUUUACACAUAAGGAGGCAUGUGGACAAAUGGUCGUUCCUGCUUGUGCUAAAGUAUGGGUUUCAUGAAAAUACAGUCAAUAAGACACAAUAAACCCAUGUUCUUUUAUUUUAUCAUAUCUUAUUCUGAUUGUCUCUCUGUUCAAAUGAUGUGCACAUGAUAAGAUGGCAAGGAAAUUAAGAUGAACAUUUUUGUCUGAUCCAGCCAAUGUAUUGAUAAUUACUGGGGUGUUUCCCUCCCCCAAAUAUUUGGAAUAUUCUCAAACAUAUUCUGCUGUACUCAUGUUCCAUGCAUAAUGAGGCUGCAUAAUACUUCUUUUCCUGGCAUAUUUUCUCUCUCUCCUAUUCUUUCUGUAAAUUUUUCCUUUUCUUAUACAGUGGAUGCUCUGGUUGUGAACGUGAUCCGUGUGUGAGGCACGUUCGCAACCCGCAGCGUUUGCAACCUGCAGUGUCGCGUCUGCGCAAGUGCGGGUUGUGAUUCAGUGUUUCUAUCCAUGUGCAAAGCACGAUUUCUUGAUUCUGCGCAUGCGCGAGUGCCGAAACCCGGAAGUAACCCAUUCCGGUACUUCCGGGUUUCGGCGUGUCUGUAACCCGAAAACACGCAACCUGAAGCGUCUGUAACCCGAGGUCUGACUGUAAUUUUAAAAUAUCAGUAAAAAUUAUAUGGGGGAAAAAGAUGAGGGUGUUUUGCUCUGGAUCCUUCGCUUUCCAGAAGGAUCUUUGAUCAAAGAUUCUGUGCUCCACAAUUUUAUGAUUCUAUUAUUCCCUCGACCUUUGCUUCCCUGCCUCCAAACCUCCUCCAGAUUGCUCCCAGACAGACCCGGAGCAGACCCUGCUGAGAGAGCGUUUUGAGGACGCCCUUCGACUGGCGGAGCGCUUUACCCGGAGAUACGACGAAAUCCUCAAGGCUUUCCAGGAGGAGAUGCUCAACACCACCAGUCUCCUGGACCAGCUCAACCAGCAGUUUGGCUGGGUGUCCCGCCUGGCCAACGUCACGCGGAAUAGCGACAAACUUCUGCAGGUCACCAUGGUGGGUAUCUCCUUGCCCCUGUGCCUAGUCCGCCCAUAAUGCUCUGCCAUGCUUUGCUCAGCCUAACUAUGGGUUGUUUGCAUGUGCGGAUGCAGCCAAGCACACUGAUCAUGGUUUGUUUUCUACCAGCAAACCAGGGUUUGCCUUACGGACCAUGGUUUAACAGUGGUUUGGCAUUAUGUCCAAACACAAAAACCUUGCUUAGCCAUGGUUGUUUUUUGUUGUUGUUGUGAGUCGUGGUUGUUUGUUGUUGUUGUAAUUUACAGUGGACGCUCGGUUUGCGAAUAUGAUCCGUGCAGGAUGCACGUACGCAACCCACAGCGUUCGCAACCCACGUCUGCGCACACGUGGGUUGUGAUUCAGCGCUUCUGUGCAUACGCAAAGCAAGAUUUAGUGCUUCUGCACAUGCGCGACCGCCGAAACAUGGAAGUAACCCAUUCCACAACCCAAAAGUUGUGGCUUUUGUUAAUCUUUAGGUAGAUUUUUGGGCCAGGAAACAGAGUUCACAUAUAGGUGGUAAAACGCCUGUCUUUCCUUUUACUGCCUAUUUGUGACCUCUGGGAUUUGCUAAAUGCAUUCCUCCUGGGUUCCUGUUUUAUUUAGCCUAAACAUGUAUGCAUGCUCAAAAUAGGAAAUAGUUCUUUGUAGUUAAGAAGCUUUCUCUGAUCGGACUUUGUCCACACGUGGGGAUUUUCUGAAAUGCUCAGGGGAAAUCUGAUUGAUUCUUACAAACGCUUUGUAAAAGUUCUUUUGUUAAUAAGAAUGACCUGGGCCAGGGAGUGGGAUGCGCACUUUCUCCCAGGGUCUUGCUGGUCAAGCCUCUUGUCUAUUGUAUUAAUUGGGGUCCAGUCCUUCCUUUGCCUUCAGAACGCAACACUGGUCACAGCUGGGAGAAUCCAGUGUGCAGCAAGAACUGCCUUCUGAAUCGCUUGCAUGUGCGAAGAGCCAUUGAUCUGCUUCCCCCUCUUCUCCAAGGUGGCGACCAAAACUUCUGACCCCGAGGACCCAGCCCAGCCGUCGGACACACAGGUGACCGUCCAGCUCUUUGACUCUGAGCCGCUGACCCUGUUGGUGCCGGGGGACCUGGAAGUGAAAGACCCCCGAUUCAUGGACCUAGUGACCAAGCAGGCCAUCCGCCAGUUCAAGGCCAAUGAAGUGUAAGUGUCCAGAGGGCUCAGUAGCUAGAGCCAUCCGCCUUGCAGGGGAAAGGUUCUGGGUUCGAAAUGCGGUGGCACUUCCAGGUAGGGCUGGGGGGAGACUCUGUGCCUGAAACCCCAGACAGCCAUGGCUGCCAAUCCGUGUAGACCAGGGUUUCCCAAACUUGGGUCUCCAGCUGGUUUUUUGGGGGACUACAACUCCCAUCAUCCUGAGCUAGCAGGGGAUGAUGGGAAUUGUAGUCCGGAAAUAGCUGGAGAGAGAGAGCAUUGUGGAGUAGAUCUGGUCCCAUUUUUUAAGCAGGGGUUGGAUGGCCACCAGGGAUGGAUGCUUUUAGCUGAGAUUCCUUUCUUGCAGGGGGUUAGACUAGAUGACCCUGGGGUGUCCCUCCCAUCUUGUGAUUCAUUAUUCUUAUCCCCCUACAGGUACAAUUCCCAGAGUUCCCUGUGAAUGAUUGAUUGCUAAAGCACUCUUUUGGCCACAUUCACACCAUAUCUUUAAAGCGCUAUUUAGUUUAUAAAAACUGCUUGAUUUAAAAUGAGAAAAAGACCGCAAAGUGGUUUAAAAAAAAAAAGAUUAAAAAAUUAUUGACAGAAAUUUCAGACUUUUGAAAAGUUAAAAUAACGGUAGACCAAACAACAGAUUAACUAGAUACCAUUUUAAACAGUAAUAGCUUCUCAGAAAAAAAUCUGGGAGCUGUAGUUUUCAGGGCGCCGAGAUUCUUAUUCCCCCUGCAGAGCUACAAUUCGCAGAGCGAUUUAUGGCUUAACCAUCCUUCCUUCUCCACGGCGAACUCUGGAAAUUGUAGCUCUCCACGCCUUGAGAAAACUACAGUUCCCAGGGUUCUUUGGGGCCAGCCGUGACUGUUUAAAGCAGUUCCAUAGCGGCUCUUUGGGCUCUACCAUUCAGGACCGCGGGAGGGGGGUCUCGCGUGGGAUUGGAGUUCGCUCACUGGCGUGUUCCAUCACGUGACACCCCUCCCUGCACCCAGUCCGAAGGGGUCCACCCCAGACACAGGGCUACUUAACUUUUGGGGGGAAACUGAGCCCCUUGAGCUUUAGCCGAGGCAGAUGGCGCAGGGUCCCCCGAGAGGCCAUGCCUCGAAUUGGGGGCUCCAAACGGUGUGGCCCCCCUCUCAGAAAUGAGCUGGGCUCCAUGGGCUCUUCUUAAGGAGCUUCCAAGGCCAGGGGCAGUCUACCUGGAUUCCUAGCUUCCCAGGGGUAUUGGCCGCUGUAUUUGGCUAUUCACCGUAUUUUUCGCUCCAUAAGACGCAUCUGGCCAUAAGACGCACCUAGUUUUUAGAGGAGGAAAGGGGGAAAGCCCCCUUUUUUUGAGGAUCAGCUCACAGUUGUUGAGCUUACUUUGCAAAGGGAAAAAAUCCUGCUUUUAUGGGGUUCAACUCACAGUUCUGCAGCUUCUUUAGGAAAGGAAAGGGAGCCCUUUCUGCAGUUUCCAGACAGAUAAUCUAAUCAGCCAGUCCCAUGUCGCUGGGGAAACAAACAGCCUCCGUCUGCAGAACAUUCAAAAAUGGAGGCCUGGGCAAGGGAGCGGGGCCAGAAAGGCAUAGCUGUCAAGUGUCCCUUAUUUGGCGGGAAACUCCCUUAUCCCAGCGCCAUGUCCCGCUGCUGUCCCUUAUUGAUGAUGUCCCUUAAUUUCCUGGGUUUCACGCUCGCCCGGCUUUGGAGGGAAGCAGCGGCUCGGGGUCCUCUGCCUCGAGAGAGCAAGAGAGAGAGCGCGCACAAGCUGCCGCGUCUCCGUCUCUCCCUUUCCCCCCUCAGGGGCGCAUUGUGAGGAGACGGGUGGCAGCGGUCGGGCAGUCAGCCCCUCUCUUGCAAGACUUCUGCUGCGCUGCCAGGGGAAGCCGGAGGCGGCAGCGGCUGAGGAGGCAGCCUGAGGGAGGAGGAAGAGGAGGGGAUGGGGAGGGACGCAGAAGGGCGGCGCCGCAACCGAUUCAUGCCAGGCUUGCGGGCAGCGUGGCCGAGUGUCUCUGUUCCUCCCUCCCUCUCUCUCGGGCGGGGAAGGGCCGAUGGAACUCCUCGCACCAGGACAAUGGCAGCCCCGAUGUGCUGCUUAGCAUCCCCUCCAACCAGUGCAGCAUCUUAAUGUAGUGAUUUCCCCCUCUGCAUCCCUUUCCUAACUCUAUUUUUAUAAAUCAUUUGUCCAUCCAUAGUUCAAAUUUUUACUACAAGUUUUCUGUCAAUCUUACCAAUGUAUGUAACUCUUUACAAUAGCUUUUCAGCUAAAUUAUAUACUUUCCCCAUUCUUAAUUAAAGAGGUCCUCUUCCUGGUUUCUAAUUCUGCCUGUAAGCUUUGCCGUCUGGACGUCGUUCAUCAGUUUUGUCUGCCACUCUUCUUUGGUCGGAGUUGUAGACCCUUAGGAUCAUCUAGUCCAACCUCCUGCAUAACACAGUCAGUCGCAGCGAAAGCAGCCUGGCUCCAUCAGUGGCAGAUUUCUGUAUAAGCUAAGCAAAAUCCCUUAUUUUGGCUGCUGAUCCCUUAUUUUCGAGGCUGCUGGUCCCUUAUUUUCAAAUCUGUAAGUUGACAGCUAUGCAGAAAGGGAGCCAGCAAUCGGCCACACAUUCAUUCCAUAAGACGCACAGACCAUAAUUCGUUCCAUAAGACGCACUUGCUUUUUAGGAGGAAAAAGGUGCGUCUUAUGGAGCGAAAAAUACAGUAGUUCUUCCGCAACAAAUAACUUUCUCUUUCCCCCUUCUCUCUCCCCCCCCUUCAAACAGGGAGUAGCUUUGCCUCCCCCCCCCCCGCCUGCCCCCCCUGGAUCUCAGGCCACGACAAGGGAGAGAGAGAGAAGCCAUAGCCUUCUGCUGUUCCUGCUGCCAAUACUCUCUUAGCACGCCUCCGAGGACCUUCGCCCGCCAAGCGCUGUCCGUCUGUCUUAGUAGUUUACACUGUACCGCCUGCCCUGUUUUUGCUGCUGGGUCUUUGCUGAUCCGAACCCGAAAUAAAAGAUUAUAUUAGGCCCAAUGCUCUGGG
Podarcis lilfordi (Lilford's wall lizard) is the source of this 37128-nucleotide messenger RNA. Lineage: Eukaryota; Metazoa; Chordata; Lepidosauria; Squamata; Lacertidae. The record is from the annotation of a GenBank genome assembly.